Molecule: messenger RNA, 996 nt
Organism: Trichomonas vaginalis G3
Lineage: Eukaryota; Parabasalia; Trichomonadida; Trichomonadidae
Product: integrase core domain containing protein family
Exons: 1
Coding region: 1-996 (331 amino acids)
Biological process (GO): DNA integration
Molecular function (GO): nucleic acid binding
Source: RefSeq, a predicted model, not a curated record
AUGAAGGAAGGAAUGAAUUCCAAAACUUCAUCAUCCAAAAUCAAAGCAGAUAAAAUUAAACCACUUGCAACACCAAAACCUCUAACGACAGUACCUGCAACACCAAAACCGCCUCCUCCUUCAGUUAAUCCUUCAUCAUUCACUUUAUUAUAUCCAUUUCAAACAUUAAAGAAACAAAAAGAUUUUAAAAAGGAUUUCAAGAUAUUAAAUAAACCAAUUGACCCAAAAAUUCAACCGUUAAAGGAAAAAUUUGGUCGCCCUUCAUUUGCACCAUAUCCAUAUUCAUAUGAAAUCGAUCAUUUAGAAUAUUCAAAAGGAAACGUUACUUAUUUAUUUGCCAUUAACAUUAACACCAGAUAUUUAUAUUGCAUUCCAGUGAAAGGGAAAACAGAACAGGAAACAAGAAGAGCUAUUCAAUACUUACUAGAUCAUGAAAGAGUAGAUAAUAUCAGGGGUGAUGGUGAUAAAGGAUUUCAGGCAGCUAUGACUCAUUAUUUCCCACAAAUUAAUUUUUACUUUUCAUCCUCUCCAUAUACGUUUCAUAAUAAAAUAGUUGAUGCGGUAAUGAGAACUCUUAGAGAUGCGUUAGGGGUUAACGGUCAGAUAUACUGGGAUGGAAAUCAUGACUCCAUCAUACAGCAGUUAGUAUAUUAUUACAAUAAUACAUGGCAUAGAACAAUAAACAUGAAACCGGUGGAAAUGAAAAAUGAUAUUUCAAAAGAAUGGGAAUAUAUUAGAAAGCAAAUGGAAAGGUUGAAUGAUGUUAAACGUGAACAAAUUAAUUCGGGGCUCAUGAAUUUUAAACAAGGGGAUAAAGUUUUGAUUCAUCUCGAUUAUGGAAAAACUGAUAAAUCAAUGACAAAAAGAAGACGAAGAUUUGACACAAUAGCUGAAUUUGUUAGAUAUAUUAACGGCAAUGCAUUAGUUGAGGUUAACAAUAAAUUAAUAGAAAUUCCGAUUUAUUUUAUUACUCCAUUAUAUUUAAAUAAUAUUUAA